AAAUUGUUUUACAGCCUACCCGUAUAUUACAAGAAAUCUCAAGUCAAACACUGGAAAAGAUGUCAGAAGAUUCAGAAAAGGAAGACUAUUCAGACAGAACAAUCAGUGAUGAAGAUGAAUCGGAUGAGGAUAUGUUCAUGAAAUUUGUAAGUGAAGAUCUUCAUCGGUGUGCACUUUUAACAGCUGACUCUUUUGGUGAUCCCUUCUUCCCCCGGACUACACAGAUACUAUUAGAAUAUCAGCUAGGGAGAUGGGUGCCACGUCUUCGUGAACCAAGGGAUUUAUAUGGUGUCUCUUCUUCUGGUCCAUUGAGCCCAACACGGUGGCCAUACCAUUGUGAAGUCAUCGAUGAAAAAGUCCAGCAUAUUGAUUGGACUCCUUCUUGUCCUGAGCCAGUGUAUAUCCCAACGGGCUUAGAAACGGAACCCCUUUAUCCAGACUCCAAGGAAGCUACUGUGGUUUAUCUAGCUGAAGAUGCUUACAAAGAGCCCUGUUUUGUGUAUUCCCGAGUUGGGGGUAACCGAACACCUUUGAAGCAGCCUGUGGAUUACCGUGACAAUACUUUGAUGUUUGAAGCAAGGUUUGAGAGUGGUAAUCUACAGAAGGUAGUCAAAGUGGCAGAAUACGAAUACCAAUUGACUGUACGCCCUGACCUCUUCACAAAUAAACACACCCAGUGGUACUAUUUCCAAGUCACUAAUAUGCGAGCAGGAAUAGUCUACAGAUUCACUAUUGUCAACUUCACCAAACCUGCUAGUCUUUACAGUCGGGGUAUGCGCCCACUGUUCUAUUCUGAAAAAGAGGCCAAGGCUCAUCACAUUGGCUGGCAGAGAAUAGGAGACCAAAUCAAGUAUUAUAGGAACAACCCAGGCCAAGAUGGGCGCCAUUAUUUCUCUCUUACAUGGACAUUUCAAUUUCCACACAACAAAGAUACCUGCUACUUUGCUCAUUGCUAUCCAUACACUUACACCAACCUGCAAGAAUACCUUUCUGGCAUCAAUAAUGAUCCAGUACGGUCAAAGUUUUGUAAAAUACGUGUUUUGUGCCACACGCUUGCUAGGAACAUGGUGUAUAUUUUAACAAUCACUACCCCCUUGAAGAACUCUGACUCAAGAAAGCGGAAGGCUGUGAUUCUGACUGCAAGGGUCCAUCCAGGGGAAACCAACAGCUCUUGGAUCAUGAAAGGCUUCCUAGAUUAUAUUUUAGGAAACUCAAGUGAUGCACAGUUGCUUCGGGACACUUUUGUCUUCAAGGUGGUACCCAUGCUCAAUCCAGAUGGUGUGAUUGUGGGAAAUUAUCGCUGUUCCUUAGCUGGACGGGAUUUAAACCGUAAUUAUACAUCUCUCCUGAAGGAAUCUUUUCCUUCUGUAUGGUAUACCCGGAACAUGGUUCAUAGACUGAUGGAGAAACGAGAGGUUAUUUUAUACUGUGAUCUUCAUGGCCAUAGUAGGAAAGAGAACAUCUUCAUGUAUGGCUGUGAUGGUAGUGACAGAUCUAAGACAUUAUACUUACAGCAACGAAUCUUCCCACUUAUGCUAAGCAAAAAUUGUCCAGAUAAAUUUUCAUUCUCAGCUUGCAAGUUUAAUGUCCAGAAGAGCAAAGAAGGAACAGGAAGGGUGGUAAUGUGGAAAAUGGGAAUCAGGAACAGCUUUACCAUGGAGGCCACCUUCUGUGGAUCUACUCUGGGUAACAAACGAGGCACUCAUUUCAGCACGAAAGACCUGGAAUCAAUGGGAUAUCAUUUUUGUGAUUCUCUCUUGGAUUAUUGUGAUCCCGACCGGACCAAGAAAAAACAUUUGAAAACAAAGAAGGAAAGGAAUUCUACCAUAGCAAGCCACCAAAAUGCCAGAGGACAAGAGGUUUAUGAUAGAGGGCAUUUGCUGCAAAGACACACACAAUCAAAUUCUGAUGUGAAAGAUACAAGGCCAAAUGAACCAGAUGAUUAUAUGGUUGAUUAUUUCAGAAGACAAUUACCUAAUCAAGGUUUGGAUCUGCACCACAACUUAAAAAGCAAAAUAAAAGAAUGCAUAUCUUUCCAAAGCAAGAAGACUGGCAUAAAUUGGACAGAUGAUGAAAAAAGAAGCUACAAGGAUAAAGGAAUAGUUCAAACUCAAGAAAUAUUGCAGUAUUUGCUCCCCAUCGUGCAUAGCACUAAAAACAUGCAAACCACUCAGAUAAAACAGCUAUUCAAUCCAAGAACCAACUUCCAAAUCCAACAUCAAAUUUUCAUCAUUACCAAAUGGAAUGCCAAGCAUGAGAUUUAUUCCUCCAUAUUGAAAUCUGACCUAUGUUUGACCAGAGAGAAAUUUAAGGUAUGUAAAUCAUCUUGUUAACAUGCAAUUCACCUAUUAAUCCACCUAGACCCUAUUCAUUUUGGCUUAAGAACAGAACAGACAAUGUAGGUUUCAGCCCUAUGAUUACAUUCAGAUGUAACGUCAUGUUCAACAUGAUAAUUCUGCAAACUCUUACAGCACAUUAACUAGUUUCUCCUUAAUCCUAAAUUAGACCAAUGUCUAAAAUGGUUUAGCAAAGUGUGAUCUUCUCAUUCUUUGCUUAUUCUCACUUUACCCUGAAAUCACUUACUAUAGGUAAUAGCAUGUAAGAGUGUUGAGACAGUCAAACAAAUGAUAUAUAAAACAGAGAAGGUAGCCAUAAAGAACUAAGUUGUAAGAAAAACAACAACAACAAAAAUCAACCUGACAAUGUUUAAGUUUGCAGUGAGAUCAUCUGUUAAGAAAGGAUUUGCUUGCUGCUUUCCUACUUUUUAAUAUUUCCAUAUACACCUAUAUCAGAUACUUUUGGGGGUGUCUACCUCAGGCACAAUUUGCCCUUCUCUGGGGACUGCCUCUUGAUCCACAAGGGUAGCACUUCCAAAAGCUGCAUUUGUAAUUAUGUGACCUCUACCCACUGGCAUGGUUGCCAAUCAGAUUAUCUUUCUCUAUACUUUGGAAUUGGAAUGAGAGAUAGUGGAUCAGUCUUGCACAUGAAACUGCUGUAGGAUGCAAAUUUGAGCUAAGGGAAGUAAAAACUUUCCUGUGGAGAGAGAAAAGCAGAGACUGCAGAUGAAUAAAAACCCUUGGAUGUUUUCCAUUUUCUAGUUCUAGUCCUUUCCUGAAGCCUGGCUGAAUUCCCUCUCCCUCUGUUUCCAUGAGUAGCUUUGUACUUUCUUAUAAUUCUUCCCCUACCCUACCUUAUGCUUUUUUUAAUUAAGCUAGCUUGAAUUGGUUUCUGUUACUUGUAACCAAAGAGGUCUUAGUUAAUACCUCACUAUUUGUCUGUACCUUCAUGCUCAGGCCAAUCCUCAUUGAGUGCAUUUCUAGAUUCAAAGUAUUAAUAUAUAAGGAACCUCUUAUGAAAGUAAUGACUAAAAAUCACGCCAUGUCCUAAUUGUCACCUAGACCCCACCCCAAUCUCAAUGGAGGCUACAUAUGGAGAUGAACCUCCACAUCUGUCCAAUAAUAAUUAGAAGCCUCCUAUCUCUGGUGUCAAUGGGGUCCAGAUGGGGAACCUGGACUUCCACUUCCAUCUUGCAGUAAUGAGGUCUUAUCUCCCCACUCCCUGAGCUGGAGCAAACUAACAAAAAGCCAAAACAGAGGGUUUACAUAAGAUCCAGAGUCUCAUAACAUAAUAUGAAAGUGUCUAUGUUUUAAUCAGAAAUAAAUUCUUGUACCAAGAACCAGGAAGAUCUAAAACUGAAAAAAGACAAUUAGUAGACACAAACACUGAGAUGUUAAUGAUGUUAGAAUUUUUUGACAAAGAUUUUUAAAGUAAUCAUAAUUAAAAUGCUUCAAAAAACACUUAUAAACACACUUGGAAGAAAUAAAAAAAUAGCCUCAGCAGAGAGAGAGAGAAAAAAAUAUUAAGAACCAAAUAGAAAUUUUUGAAUUGAAAAAUACCACUGAAAUUUUAAAAGCUUAAUGGCUGAGCAGAACAGUAUAAUUGUACAAAUAGAGGAAAGAGUCAGUGAAUUGAGAGAGAUAGAAAAAUAGAAAUUACCCAACUGAACAUAAGAGAAAAAAUAGGCUUAAAAUAAAAUGAAUAGAGCUGCAGGCACCUGUAGGACUAUAAGACAAAAUCUAAUAAUAUUCACAUAUCGUAGUUUCAGAAGGACAGGAGAAUGAAUAUAGGGCUGAAAAAGAAAUCAAAGAAAUAAUGGCUGAAAGGUUCCCAAAUUUGACAGGAGACAUAAACCUAUAGAUCAAAAAGCUGAGCAGACCAUUAAUAGGAUACACCCAAAGAAAUUCAUGCCAAGAUACCCCAAAAUUUAAAUUUUUUUUUUUUUGAGACAAAGUCUUGCUCAGUUACCCAGGCUGGAGUCCAGUGGAACAAUCUUAGCUCACUGAAACCUCCGCCUCCUGGGUUCAAGUGAUUCUCGUGCCUCAGCCUUCCGAGUAGCUGGGGUUAUAGGCACCCACCACCAUGCCUGGCCCAAUUUUUGUAUUUUUAGUAGAGACGAGGUUUUGCUGUGUUGGCCAUGCUGGUCUCGAACUCCUGACCUCAAGUGAUCUGACUCCCUCAGCUCCCAAAGUGCUGGGAUUACAGGCAUGAGCCACCAUGCCCAUUCCCCAAAAUUUAACUUCUGAAAAUGAGACCAAAAAAAAAAGAAAAAACUAUCGAAAGGAGUCAGAGAGGCUGGGCACAGUGGCUCAUGCCUGUAAUCCCAGCACUUUGGGAGGCCGAGGUGGGCAGAUCACGAGUUCAGGAGAUCAAGACCAACCUGGCUAACACGGUGAAACCCCGUCUCUACUAAAAAUACAAAAAAUUAGCUGGGCGUGGCAGCGGGUGCCUGUAGUUCCAGCUACUCUGGAGGCUGAGGCAGGAGAAUGGCAUGAACCUGGGAGGCAGAGCUUGCAGUGAGCCAAGAUCGUGCCACUGCACUCCAGCCUGGGUGACAGAGCGAGACUCCGUCUCAAAAAAUAAAAAAAGAAAAAGAAAGGAGUCAGAGAAAAAUGACACCUUUCCUACAGAGGAAAAACAAUUUGAAUGACAGUGGAUUUCUCAUCAAAACCCACAAAGCACAAUAAUUUUAAUUAUUGGAAGAAAUUGUCAACUUAGAAUCCUAUACCCAGUGAAAAUAAGGGAGAAGUCAAGAAAGGUUCAGAUAAAAGAAAAUGAAGAGAAUUUUUCACCAGAAGACUUACUCUAAAAGAAUGACUAAAGGAAUUUUUCUAAACAGAUAGAAAAUGACAAAAGAAGGAAUAUCAGGAAAGAAAGAAUACGGUAAGCAAAAAUACAGGUAGAUAUAAAAUACACGUAAAUAUAAAUUUUUCUAAAUCAUAUUUGAUGGUUGAAGCAAAAAUUAUAAUAUUGAUGUGGUUCCAAAUAUACAUAAAAGACAUAUUUAAGACCACUAUAAAUGUGAGAAGGUAAAAGGACAUAAAAGGAGGUAAGGUUUGUACUUCACUCAAAUUACUAAGUUAACACAACCAAUAAAUUGUGAUAAGUUAUGCAUAUGUAGUAUAAUACAGCAACCACUGAAAAAGCUGUUCAAAGAGAUAUACUAAAAAACACUAAAUAAAUCAAAAUGGAAUUCUUGAAAAAUGUUCACAUUACCCACAGGAAGGCAGGAAAGAGAAAACAAAAAACAAAAGAUAAACUUUUUUUAAAUGGCAGAUUUAAGUCCUAAGACAUCAACUAUUACAUUAAAUGUAAAUGACCUAAAUACAACAGUUAAGGACAGAUUAACAGAAUGAAUUUUAAAACAUUACCCAACAAUAUGCAGUCACAAGAAACUCAUUUCAAAUAUGACAAUGGAGGCAGGCUGAAAGUAAAAGGAUGGAAGAAGAUACAUCAUGCAAACAUUAAUAGAUGAAAGCAGAAGUGGCUAUGUUAAUAUUAGGUAAAGUAGAUUUUAGAGGAAAGAAAAUUAUCAAAGAGGGGCAUUAUAUAUAAUGUUUAAAAGGUCAAUCCACUAGAAACACAGCAAUCUUAGAUGUGUGUAUAAAAUCACAGAACUGGCUGGGUGCAGUGGCUUACACCUGUAAUCCCAGCACCUUGGGAGGCCGAGGCAGGU
This is a messenger RNA of Homo sapiens (human), 6013 nucleotides long. It is a transcript of the gene AGBL3, whose product is annotated as AGBL carboxypeptidase 3. The record is from RefSeq and is a predicted model, not a curated record. Gene Ontology annotation, biological process: proteolysis. Lineage: Eukaryota; Metazoa; Chordata; Mammalia; Primates; Hominidae. Gene Ontology annotation, cellular component: cytosol. The coding region runs from base 60 to 2333 and encodes 757 amino acids. Gene Ontology annotation, molecular function: metallocarboxypeptidase activity; zinc ion binding. The transcript has 14 exons.